Molecule: messenger RNA, 1188 nt
Organism: Dreissena polymorpha
Lineage: Eukaryota; Metazoa; Mollusca; Bivalvia; Myida; Dreissenidae
Product: neuropeptide SIFamide receptor-like
Exons: 3
Biological process (GO): G protein-coupled receptor signaling pathway
Cellular component (GO): membrane
Molecular function (GO): peptide binding; neuropeptide Y receptor activity
Source: RefSeq, a predicted model, not a curated record
AUGGAUUAUGAAGUCGAUAGGCAGCGGACGAAUAAUUCAAACACCACCGGGAACCCUGAAAAUCUUGCUAAUACAACUUUCACUAAUUAUGAUUUGAUUCCGGAUAUUCGUCAGCCGUUGUACAUGAUAUUGUUGUAUUCAAUUGCAUAUGGUUUAAUCUUCAUAUUUGCACUGUUCGGAAACCUAGUGGUGAUUAUAGUGGUAUGAAGAACACGCAGGCUUCAUACGUUGACAAAUUUCUUUAUUGUCAAUUUGGCCAUUGCCGACAUGCUCGUAGCAGUAUUCUGUCUGCCUAUAACACUUUUGGAUAGCUUAUAUAAUGGCUGGCGCUAUGGAGCGUUCCUGUGCAAGGCUACUCCCUACCUCCAGGGGGUGUCCGUGUGCGCAUCCGUCAACUUUCUGGCAGCCAUUGCAGUCGACAGAUAUUUGGCCAUCUGUUACACGCUAGAACACAAGAUGACUUGGCGAAUCGCGAGGACAAUCGUCUUCUUGAUAUGGACGUGUUCCUUAUGCAUCAUGAUCCCCUGGGCUCUCUUCUAUAAAGUAAAAACGGAUAUAAUCAGCACCCAAUUGUUUCACUUUUGUGUACAAGACUGGCCUGUUGAUAAUGGUGCUUCCGUGUUCCUGCUGGUCGUGUUUAUAGCUUGCUACGUUUUGCCUUUAGUUUUUAUUAUGGUUUGCUACUUAAAGAUAGCUAUUAAAGUGUCAACAAGAAACGCACCGGGAAUUUUUCGGUACAAUAACGUCAUUCAGAAGUCUAAAGUGAAGGUCAUCAAAAUGUUAGUUCUUAUUGUAUUUUUAUUUGCAUUUUCCUGGCUUCCUUUGUACAUAAUCUUCUUAAUGUUUUCGUUCAAUCCACCGCCUGAAAAAAGUUUGACCGCUGAUAUAAUGGUGAACAUUUUCACACCAAUCGCACAGUGGCUUGCGAUAUCCAACAGUUGCGUGAAUCCAAUUAUAUAUUGUUUCUAUAGCAAAACCAUUCGUAAAAGGACAGCAGCAUUGCUCUCGUGUUCCAAUAGCUUUGAACUGCACAGAAGGCAAAGUCGUUUUUCAAGUACAAGACUUAUGUCGGUCGACUAUUCUAAAGGCCAGAUUACUCUAAGGGUGAACAAAAGACGAUGUGGGACAAUGAAUCUGUUACACCAAACCAAUGGAAAUUAUGUUUGUGAAAGCACGUUUUAUGAUUGA